This is a messenger RNA of Umbelopsis ramanniana AG, 3777 nucleotides long. RefSeq lists its product as uncharacterized. Bases 217 to 3534 code for a protein of 1105 amino acids. Gene Ontology annotation, molecular function: ATP hydrolysis activity; P-type sodium:potassium-exchanging transporter activity; ATP binding. The record is from RefSeq and is a predicted model, not a curated record. Gene Ontology annotation, biological process: intracellular potassium ion homeostasis; potassium ion import across plasma membrane; intracellular sodium ion homeostasis. Gene Ontology annotation, cellular component: membrane. The transcript is spliced from 6 exons. Lineage: Eukaryota; Fungi; Mucoromycota; Umbelopsidomycetes; Umbelopsidales; Umbelopsidaceae.
AUUCAACAUUUUUUCCCAGCCAAGAAUUGGUAAUAGGAACGGGUUGGCAUAAUUCGAUUUAGCUGCAGCCAAGUAAUCAACGUCACGGGCAAAUCAGACCCAAAUCAAACAAAAAAUUCGCCCUCCUUUUUUUCAAAGUAACCAUCCACGCCACUUAUAUAAAAAGACACACUUCACCUCUUCUCUUUUCUUCUCGUUUCGUUCAUUUAUCCUCCAAUGUCUGAUCCGUCACCGAACGAGAAACCGGCUGUCGAUGCCAUCGAAGAUGUUUCUACUCCGGCCGAUAAUGAGAAGCAGCAAGGAGGAAAGAUUACUUUCCAACCUACUGUCAAGCCUGAACGUGUGGUAAAGCCUACACCUACGGAGCAACCUAGUAGACGUCCUUCUAUUGCUGCCGUACCUCAGCCUGCCAAGAAGGAGUCCAAGAAUGUGGACAUUACCGAACAUAUGAUGACCCCAGAAGAAUGUGCCAAAAAAUACGAUACAGAUAUCAAUAUGACCAAGCCUGGCGAGUCCAAGGGUUUGACCAGUGCCGCUGCUGCUGCUGUUCUUGCAGAGACUGGACCCAAUGUUCUUUCACCUCCUAAAAAGAGACAUCCUAUCCUCAAGUAUCUCGAUUCCUUGACCAGUUUGUUCAACUUGCUUUUGAUUUUGGCUGGUGUCUUGGAAUAUGUUCUCUUGGGUAUCGAUUUCAAGGGCAAUUUCCAAAACACUUACCUUGGUGCCAUUCUUAUUGCUGUGGCGUUCCUCAAUGCCUUCAUUGAAUUCUAUCAACAACAGAAAUCACAAGCUCUUCUCGAAUCCUUCUUGAACUUGAUCCCCACCAAGUGUAUGGCCAUUCGUGAUGGCAAACUUCAACAAUUCAAUGCUGCCGAACUCGUGGUGGGUGAUGUUGUGUUCAUCAGAAUGGGUGACAAGACUCCGGCCGAUUUGUACAUUUUCCAAGCCAGCGAACUGAAGGCUGAUAACUCCUCCUUGACUGGUGAAUCGGACCCUCAGGAACGUACUCCCCAUAAUGAACAUAAGAACCCCUUGGAAGCCACCAAUCUCAUGUACAACGGUACCUUGGCUGUUUCUGGCGAAGGCUAUGGAAUGGUCGUCCGCACGGGUGAUAAUACUGUUUUGGGUCAAAUUGCCGGUAUGACUUCGGGUGAAGACAAGUCAAAUUCACCAUUGUCCGUGGAAAUCGAUAACUUUGUCAAGAUUAUCGCUGCCAUCGCCUUGAUCACCGCUCUUAUUUUCUUUGGUAUCAGUUUCCCUGUCAACAACAACAAUAUCUCUCUCUCUCUUAACUUUGCCAUUGGUGUGUUUGUGGCUUGGGUCCCUGAAGGUCUACCUGCUACCGUCACCAUUCUGUUGACCAUCGCCGCUAAGCGUAUGGCAGCACGCAAUGUUUUGGUCAAGGAUUUGCAAGGUGUUGAAACCCUCGGCGCCAUUACCCUUUUGGCUACGGACAAGACCGGUACCCUUACCCGUAAUCAAAUGACCGUCACCUAUAUCUGGUCUUGCCUUAACAUGUACUCAGCCUUCCGUAAUAUGGGCAAUGAAGACAAUGUCGUCACCAACGAUUCGCCUGGUGUGGCCGAAAUCAUGCAUAUCUCCACUCUCAACUCUCGUGCCAAGUUCGAUCGUACCGAUGUGCCCGUCACCGAACGUCAAAUCCUGGGUGAUGCUACGGAAACCGGUCUCAUUCGUUUUGCUGGUCAAAGCUUGCCUGAUUUCGAUCAAUUGCCUGACAUGUACCCCAAGGUGUUUGAAAUUCCUUUCAACUCGGAUAACAAAUGGGCCAUGACCAUUCACCAAAAGAAGCAUGCCGAUGGUUCGCUUACUUUGUUCCUCAAGGGUGCUCCCGAACGUGUUCUUCGCAUCUGUAACCGAAUCAUGAUUGGUCCCAAGGGCGAAAGCACUGAGCUGACCGAUGACCAUAACCUCCAAUUCCAACAAGCUUAUGAGAUGAUGGCCAGCAAGGGUCAUCGUGUCCUUGCUUUUGCUCAAAUGCUCCUUCCCGAAUCCCAAUAUCCUGCUGACUUCCACUUUGACAAGAAAGAAAAGAACUAUCCCACCGAUGGCUUUACCUUUGUUGGUCUUGCUUCUCUUGAAGAUCCUCCCAAGCACGGUGUCCGUGAAGCUAUUGGUAAAUGCCGUUCUGCUGGUAUCAAGAUUAUGAUGGUGACUGGUGAUCAUCCUUUGACUGCCGAAGCCAUUGGCCGUAAGAUCAACUUGGUUCUCUCCGAUACAAAGGAAAUGGUGGCUAAACGUACUGGACGUCCUGUUGAGGAAAUCGGUGAAGACGAAUAUAAAGCCGUUGUCAUUCAUGUGGGCCAUAUUGUUGGUGUCACUGGCGAUGGUGUGAAUGAUUCCCCUGCUUUGAAAAAGGCCGAUCUUGGUAUUGCUAUGAACAUUUCUGGUUCUGAUGUCUCAAAGGAAGCCGCCUCUAUGAUUCUCUUGGAUGACAACUUCGCCUCUGUUGUUCAUGGUAUCGAAGAAGGUCGUCUUAUCUUUGCUAACCUCAAGAAAUCCAUCCAGUACACUAUCACCCACUCUAUGCCUGAAGUCAUCCCCAACUUGUUGUACGUUAUCGUCCCUCUCCCUCUUCCUCUCUCUGCCAUCUUGAUUUUGGUCAUCGAUCUUGGUUUCGAAUUGUUCGCUGCCUUGACUUAUGCCUGGGACAAGCCGGAAACUACAGAAGGUUUGAUGAAGAUGCAACCCCGUAAGCCCGUUACUCCUGAGUCCAUCGACCGUUUCCGUGCCCGUGCCCACCGUAGAGCCCAUCCUAUCGAUCCUGAAUCAGGUGAAGCUAUUGUACCUGGUCGUUUGUCUCGAUGGGGAAGAAACAUUGUGGCUCCUUUCACCAAGAUCUUCUGGCAAGAGAAGUUCGAAAAGUCCGAUGAUGAGAUUCUGGUCGAUUUCCCAUUGCUUUCUUGGGCUUAUUUGGAAAUUGGUAUCAUUGAAUCCAUUGGUGCUUUGCUUACCUUCUUUGUUGUCCUCUGGUAUAAUGGUAUUACUCCUUACGAUGCUCGCCUCAUGCAAAAGGGCAAUGGUUCCCCUACCUAUUACUUCCAAAAUGAUGGCAACUACGCUCAACCUUACACUACCCAACGUGGCAUCACGAUGGAUGCUUCUCAGCAACACGAAGCUCUCGCUCAAGCCCAAUCCAUGGUUUACUUUGGUAUCAUGAUUAUGCAAAUGUUCAAUUUGUUUGCAUGCAAGACUCGAUUCACUCUACCCCUCCCAUUCAGCUUAUAUGCUUUCAGCAACUUGAAGACCUUCAUGGGUAUCUUUGGAGGUGCUGCUUUGGGUGUCUUGAUUGUAUACUGCCCACCCUUCAACAUUCCAUUCGGUACCAGCUGGCACACUUCUCCACUCUGGUGGUUGAUUCCCUUCGGUUUCGGUUGGGUUAUCCUUGCUUAUGCCAGCAUUCGCAUGGUCAUUAUGCGCAAAGCAAGCCCUAUCGCUUGGAAUCCCGAGAUCUCCGGACUUCAGAUGUACCCUACUAUCCGCAGUUUCGAUCGUAGCAAGAGCAUUAACCAAUAGACAAAAGCAAACCGUCCAGACAUGCUUCACCCUCAUACCCCACCCUCCAUCUCUUCAUGUUUCUUUUUGACUGAAACACUGUAAUAGUUACAUAUAUUUCUCGCUCUCUCACUUUUACAAAAAUCUGUGUGUAAAUCAUAUCAACCUUUUUAUAAAUCGGUUCCCAUUUCAUUUCAGGUCAUCCGCCCGCCGAAUGAUGAAAGAAAAUAAACCCAAUUUAAUACUUUUUUGCCAUUUCAGUUG